Macrosteles quadrilineatus (aster leafhopper) is the source of this 6854-nucleotide messenger RNA. RefSeq names its product host cell factor 1-like. Gene Ontology annotation, molecular function: transcription coactivator activity; protein binding. Gene Ontology annotation, biological process: regulation of DNA-templated transcription; chromatin remodeling. The transcript has 19 exons. The coding region runs from base 14 to 3649 and encodes 1211 amino acids. Gene Ontology annotation, cellular component: histone methyltransferase complex. Lineage: Eukaryota; Metazoa; Arthropoda; Insecta; Hemiptera; Cicadellidae. The record is from RefSeq and is a predicted model, not a curated record.
CUAAAACACAAUCAUGGCGGCUCCCAUUCUAAAGUGGAAAAGAGUUGUUAAUCCUUCAGGACCGCAACCAAGACCUCGCCAUGGCCAUCGUGCAGUAUCUAUUAAAGACUUAAUGGUUGUAUUUGGUGGUGGAAAUGAAGGAAUUGUCGAUGAACUUCAUGUCUACAAUACAGCUACAAACCAAUGGUUCAUCCCAUCUGCAAAAGGAGACAUUCCGCCAGGAUGUGCAGCCUAUGGGUUUGUGGUGGACAAUACAAGGAUUCUGGCCUUUGGAGGAAUGGUGGAGUAUGGCAAAUACUCAAAUGAACUAUAUGAACUACAGGCAAGCCGCUGGGAAUGGAGGCGUCUACGACCCAGAGCUCCCCGCAGCGGACUCCCGCCUUGUCCCCGAUUGGGACACAGCUUUACGCUGAUCGGUAACAAAGUUUACCUGUUUGGCGGGCUAGCAAAUGACAGUGAUGAUCCCAAAAAUAAUAUACCAAGAUACUUGAACGACUUAUAUAUCUUGGAGUUAAGGAACAACAACUCCACAGCCUGGGAUAUUCCGCAAACUGUUGGCACUUCACCUCCACCUAGAGAGUCCCACACUGCUGUCGCUUACACAGUAUCCGACAAUCACUCCAAGCUGAUUGUAUAUGGAGGCAUGAGUGGUUGUCGUCUCGGCGAUUUGUGGAUCUUAGAUAUUGAGUCGAUGUCAUGGGUGAAACCUAUUGUACAUGGCAAUGCCCCACUGCCCAGAUCUUUACACACCGCCACCAUGAUUGGCAGUCGUAUGUUUGUGUUUGGAGGAUGGGUGCCUUUGGUAAUGGAUGACGUAAAAGUUGCCACCAAUGAAAAAGAAUGGAAGUGCACAAAUCAGCUGGCAUGUCUUAACUUGGAUACAAUGACCUGGGAGGAACUAGCUAUGGAGACUGCCGAAGAAAACAUUCCACGAGCCCGAGCCGGCCACUGCGCUGUUGGUGUGCAUUGCCGUGUAUACGUUUGGUCAGGAAGAGACGGCUACAGGAAAGCCUGGAAUAACCAGGUCUGCUGCAAAGAUCUAUGGUAUUUGGAGGUCGAGAAACCAUAUCAGACCGGCAGAGUGCAGCUUGUAAGAGCCUCUACAAAUAGCUUGGAAGUACUCUGGACUGGAGUACCAACUGCAGAGCAUUACAUACUUCAGAUCCAGAAGUAUGAUAUCCCACCAGCCACCCCCAGUCUACAGGCCAGCUCAACUCCUGCAUUAUCCCCUGUACCUCCAGUGCCCAUGUUAUCUCCUCCUCAUGCUCCAGUUGAGACCCCCAGUCCAUCCCCCGCUCCCACUGCUGUUCUCCCCGUUUCCCCCACUCCCCCUCGCAGGUCUAUACUCCAGGUCAGUCCAGUUAAGGCUCAGCCUUCUCCGGCUCCUGAGUUGCCACGUUUGGUGGUGCCUCAACAAGCGACUAGUGAUAACACCAGCGUGUUGGGACUAGCAGACAGUGAAGGGGUGGCUGCAGUAGCAGCAGCUGCAGCUAGUAUCCAGCCAGUCCCUGCACCUACAACACCACCACAACCACAGCCUGUGGUGGCUACGGUGGCUCCUACAGCUAGUACUCCCACCACACCUGUGACACUCAGUCCGCAGAGCCCCAUGACUGGAAUACACGCGUUGGCUGCAGCGGCCUCUGCCACUCAGAAAAUCAAGAUGACUCCGACACCUGCUACCUCUACUCAGCAGAUUGGUACUCCGAUGCGCAUCGUACAGUCUCCACGUAUGCUCAGUCAGCCGAUACGCAUAAUUCAGCAACCUCGUGAGCUCACACCUAUAACAGUGUCGGGAGGUCAACAAGUACGCAUCCAGACACCUGGUGGGACCGUACUCAAGGCCGCUAACCCCCAGACUGGUAAACAACAACAGAUUAUUGUUCAGAAGCCCGGAGGAGUUCCAGGAUCACCGCAGAUCGUCACUUUGGUCAAAACCAGCCAAGGCAUGACUGUUGCCACUGUCCCCAAGGUGAGCCUGAUUCAGGGGAAACCAGGGACCACCAUCUCAGCCGGAGGGAAAGGUAUCCCUCAAGGAGCAACGAUCGUAAAACUAGUCAGUGCCCAAGGUGGCCAAGCAAGUGGAGGUAAGGUGUUGACCGCCAUGAAGACUGUGCCUUCCAACAUGAUGGCAGUAAACAAGAACCCACCUAAUAAGCAACAGACUAUCGUGAUUACCAAGCCCCAGGGAGCUGGACGUCCAGCCACACAACAGAUCAUAGUUGUAACUACUGCAUCUGGAUUGCGCACAGUCCAGGCCCUAUCCACCUCUCAGGCUGGUCAAGGCACAGUUCCUACAUCAACUGUGUCCAUGCUGCCUGUGUCUGGAUCGGUUGGUACUGGAGGCAUGCGAAUGGUAAUGGUGUCAUCUACAAACACCACCUCGGCAAUUGGUAAACCCAUCACAAUCACGAUGCCGUCAGGCCAGGGUGGCCUGCCCAAGACAGUAACCAUCACGGGAAAACCAGGAGCUUCUCAGUUGCUCACUCAGUCCUCUGGUGCUUCUGGGAUCACCAUCGGGGGCAAACCUGUCACUGUGCAAAUGAUGGGAGGACAAAAGACUGUCACAUUUAUGCCUAAUCCCGGCUCUACAACUACCACUAGUGGCACUAUCAUUUCCUCACUUGGAAAAGUGUUGAAUCAAGUUCCCCAAAAUGUGGCUGAAAAUGUUCCUGCUGCUACAAGGUUGCAGCAGUUAGGAGAGGAGCUGAUGGAAGAUGAUCCUGAUGAUCCUGAGGCUGUAGCAAGCUUGGCGGAAGGAGAGGAGAACAACCCUCCCAUAGCAGAUUCUUCAAUCUCAUCUACUAAGACUGCCCCUGAAGACGGCGGUUCUGAUACCGGCGGAGUGGCUGAUUCAACAACCCUUCCAUUGCCUCAAUUGAGUGAGGGAAAAACAACGAGUGAGGGGUCAACAUCAGAUGUAGAUCCACUGGCUCCUGCCAUUAAGACACCUUCGCUCAUCGAUGACUAUGUCUCGGAUUUCGUCCAAGGCAAUGGACUCAAUAUAAAAGAGGAACCUUCUAGCUCUCCAUCAUCAUUGGCCCAUGCCCCACCGGGUCCAGCUCUCAGUGAACUUGAUAUAAAAAAAGAGCCUGACGUAAAAAUUAAAAAAGAACAGGAGGAUGAAUCAGAUGCCCUCUCUACUCUGGCUUCGGCUGCAUUGGCUUCUACUAAUGGCAUCAAGAAUGAGGUGCCGGGAAUGAGGAUCUGUUUGCCUGGCUUCCCAGGAGCCCCUUCAGCAAUCAAAAUAUCUAAAUCUGCAGACGGAGCUCACCUGAGUUGGGAACCUCCUAGCAAUGUUGCUGGGAAGAUAAUUGAAUACUCCGUAUGUCUAGCUGUGCGUCAGACUCAGCCACAGACCGAGGGUAAAAAUGCUACAUUAGCAUUUGUUCGGGUAUAUUGUGGUCCUACAAACCAAGCUGUAGUACCCAAUGCUUCCCUGGCUGCGGCUCACAUUGACAUGACUACUAAACCUGCCAUCAUCUUCAGGAUAGCUGCCCGUAAUGAGAAGGGCUAUGGUCCUGCAACCCAAGUCAGGUGGCUUCAAGACGUAGUAUCUUCGUCAAGUGCAGCUAAAACUGGAGUAAAGAGAGAACCAGUACCUUCACUGAACCCUACCAAGAGGUUCAAACAAGAAGAUAUGCAAUGACGUAUCUAAGUUGCCCGUCAGUGGUCUUAAGACAAUCGAGUGAAGUGGGUUUGACUCUGAGAUUGUGUACUAGUGAGAUCUUGAACUUGACUUACCUGUAAAAGUGACAGACACCCUAGCAAUACAAAUAAAAUGAAAGUAUUAGGUAAACGAGAAUAUUUGUAUUGUAAAAUUAGCAAUCUUGAGAUACGAACUCUGUAAGAGAAACGACCAUAUUUCAAGUUUUGACUUUAUUUUAUUUGGUCUCAUUUAGAAGGAAUAAGUGACACGGUCUGUAGUACAAAACCCACUCUUAGACUCCAGUUGUUAGUUCAGUCGUCUGAGAUCUUAUCAGAUUUAUUUUGUUCUUUUGACACACAGUUAUUUAUUUUUCAGAAUGUUUAGAUUACUGACAAAUGUUGGUCAAUACCUCUAACACUGUCUGUGCCCUACCUCGACACAGCUGCAAACUCCUAAUCACAGAUAUAUUAGCUUAAUUUUUAUUACAAUGACUACAGUUUUCAAUAAUUUGUUAAUGUUCUCACUAUAAUUUUGUUAUUUGAAAUAUAUAUAUAUUUGUGUACGUGUCUGUGUGUGAAAAUUCACGAGUGAAUGGUUAAAGUUGUGAGUGACUCUCUUGAGUCGAUACUCAAAACUAGUGUGUAUAUUGUUAAUAUCUUUGUAAAUAUAAAUGGAAAUCUAAGAAAUAGUAUUCAUUAUAGGAACUUUUUUCAUGUUUUGUAUUAUAAGCUUAAUUGGCUUUAAAGAAAAAAAUUUUAUUUGAAAUUAGUGCGGUGUAAAAAGUGUUCAAGUGGUUCAGCUCAUAGUGUGUCGUUGAGCGAUGAGGUGGUAAUUUUGUUGUUUUUUGUAAAGUCUCUUAAAGGCUUAGGUUUAAGAAAUCCAGGUAUUUAGUUUGAAAAAUUGUGCCACUUUUUGAUUCGUCUUGGUGUGUAACAAUUCAGAAGUUUAAUAUAUUAUUAUAUGGAUGAGCCAUCAGGCUCUUUAUUGAGAUUUGCUAUUUUACUUUAUACUGUUGAAAUUUGUUUGUACAAUGUGCGGAUAGCAGCAAGUAUCAAACAACUUACUCUAAACUGGCUAUGUCUGUGUAAUCUUAUUGGCCUUGUAAUUUUAUGUUAUGCUGUUAAAAUUUGUUAUUUAAAGAUAAAACCUAGAUUGAUUAAAAAUCUUUUACCAUUUAACAUAAUUUGUUACUUGAAUGUUUGUCUCAGCAUCAAAGCUACUGUUUUAGUUUAUACUACUACUAAAUUUCUACUACUGAUAACCGUUUAUUGUAGGUACUGACUACCCCCUAAUAGUUAUUAAAGACAACCCAUGCUUACUAGAAUAUCCUUGCACACAUAUCCUACACAAACAGUUUUUACAUUUUACAUUAUAAUUCUGUUUCCAUUUUUUACGAAUUUUCUUAUAAGGAACACAAUAACUCGAGUAAUCUUUUUCCUGAGACAGCCAAAAUGACACAUGCGUUAUACAUUUUUCAUUUCACAGUUAUUACACGACUGUUGUACAGUUGUAGUAAUCAACUUGUUGCUAAUCAACAAAGGUAAUUGUAGCGUGUGAUUUAAUGUUUUAAUACAUACUAAGACACAAAAUUUGUUAAAUCAGGCCGAGAAACUUAAUUUCAAUCCAAAAAAACCAUAUUUAUCUAAGUAGAUUUUAUAUUUGUUACUAUUCUUGUAAGCAAGGGUUAUUCAUUUUAUUUUUGUGGUCCUGAUAUCUACUGCUUUAUGACUAGUUUAAUAAUAUAACUCAAAAACUGUUUAUACCAGAAAAAUAAACUGUUCAGUACCCUAAUAUGACCAGUAUUACAAAGUUUUAUACCCAUUUGAAUUGACUUGAUAAAGCGUAAGUGAUAUACUAGUACAAAAUUUAUCGUUAGAAGUAAGGCUUCCAAAUCACCAAAGUUAAUAACACUAAUGUGGUCUUAGAGGUACUCCUAUUAAUCAAUAACAUGUUGUGCUGUGUUUUCGGCCUUGUAGCUAAUGGCCAUUUUGGAGCACUACUAAUGAAUGGCAUUAGCUACAACAGAUUAUAAUGGCAAAAAUGCCAAUCUUCAGAACAGAUCCCACAGAUCACAGUAGGGUUAUUUGAACUUAAUUUAUUGAUGUUUAUGUAUAUCUGUUUUAUCUUUAAACAGACCUCUGAAAGCAGUUCAAGAUGCAUGUCCCAUUUGUAUGGUUUCCCUACAAAUAUCAUAUUUUGAAUGUAAGAGAAAAACUAGUUAUUAGUUUAAAAUAGUUAUUAGCGUUAAAAAUGUGUGAAAACCUGCUAAUAGAAAACAAUUGUUGUCAAAUUUGUGUCAUGUACACAACAAGCCAUUUCAUUCAUUGUGUUAAUCAUAUUUACAAAAUUUAAAAAGGGAAACUGAGCAUAGCUAAAACUGAUAAAUUAAAAGAUAGAUAAAUUUACCAACAUUAAUGUUCUUUGAGCUGAUUUCUGGAUUGAAAAAUGGAAAAGUUGUGAACAAUUCUUAAACAAGUUAGUUAUCAUUGAAGCUGCUUCUUUACAUAUUUUGACUGUUCCUUAAGUUAUAAAUAAAUAAUAUACCGGUAAGUGUAUAAAUUUACCAACAAUGAUUAACAUUUCAAUCAGUUUUAUCCGUAAUUUAUCAUCACUUUCAUUAAUACAUUAUAAGGUUUUGAAACUAUCCUAGUGUAUACCUCAUCUAAAGCUGUUCCACACAUAAAAUUAUACCUUAAAUAUUUAACCUUCAUCAAGAAGCAGCGCCAUUGAAAAUUAAAGGUCAAACCACAUUUUCCAUUUUUUGACAAGGAUUUAAAAAAUAUUUUGUCAAACAUAUAUAUAUAUAUAUAUAUAUUACAUCUUAAAAAGCUAUACAAUAUACAUACAAUAUAUACAAUACAAUACGUUUUACAAGCCUGUUCACAAAAUAUACAUUGAACUAUCAAUCAAACCUGUCGACUUAAGCUCUAUAAUUUCUACACAGCUCAGUAGAGUAUUUUUAUAGAAUUUUUUAUGUGUUAUUUGGUUAAUAUAAUUUAGUAGCAUGUGGUGAUGAAUGAAAUGACUUACACAUUUUUUAUUUUAUUUUUCUCAUUAUUCCACAGACUAUAAGCAGACAAAAUGCUGUUUAUUUCACAAUGGUACUUUCUCGCUUAAGGAUUUAGAUACUCGUGUUCUGUUCAACUGAAUUUUAUAUACGUUGUACUUUUGACUCAGUUUGAAAUAAAUAAAUGUUGUGCUAUUA